Messenger RNA from Alosa alosa (allis shad), 1514 nucleotides. Its product is annotated as gap junction alpha-3 protein-like. Lineage: Eukaryota; Metazoa; Chordata; Actinopteri; Clupeiformes; Clupeidae. The record is from RefSeq and is a predicted model, not a curated record. Gene Ontology annotation, cellular component: connexin complex. Gene Ontology annotation, biological process: cell communication.
GUCUGUAUGAUAUCCAACGCACUCAAAACAUGGCAUCUGUGGCGGCCGGAUAUUGCUUUCAGUGGCAAAGGCUGAAACCCUCACCAUAAGGCUAGAAAUCGUGAAGCAUGGGUGACUGGAGCUUUCUGGGGCGUCUGUUGGAGAACGCGCAGGAGCACUCAACGGUCAUCGGCAAGGUGUGGCUGACCGUCCUCUUCAUCUUCCGGAUUCUGGUGCUGGGGGCCGCCGCCGAGGAGGUGUGGGGUGACGAGCAGUCGGACUUCACCUGCAACACACAACAGCCCGGUUGCGAGAACGUCUGCUAUGACGAGGCCUUCCCUAUUUCGCACAUUCGCUUCUGGGUGCUACAGAUCAUCUUCGUGUCCACGCCGACGCUCAUCUACCUGGGACACGUCCUUCACAUUGUCCGCAUGGAGGAGAAAAGGAAAGAGAAGGAGGAGGAGAUGCGCAAGGCUCUCCGCUUCCAGGAAGAGAAGGAUCUCUACAGGAACGGCGGCGAAGGUGGAGGAGGUGGGGGUGGCGGAGGUGGGAAAAAGGAGAAGCCCCCAAUUCGUGACGAGCAUGGAAAGAUUCGUAUCCGGGCUCUGCUCCGCACCUACAUCUUCAACAUCAUCUUCAAAACCCUGUUUGAGGUGGGCUUCAUCCUGGGCCAGUACUUUCUCUACGGUUUCCAGCUUAGGCCCCUGUACAAGUGUGCCCGAUGGCCUUGCCCAAACUCAGUAGACUGCUUCAUCUCCAGGCCCACGGAAAAGACCAUUUUUAUCAUUUUCAUGCUUGUGGUGGCUUGCGUGUCCCUUUUGUUGAACCUCUUAGAGAUCUACCACCUGGGCUGGAAGAAAGUCAAGCAGGGCAUGACCAAUGAGUUUGUACCAGAGCGUGAGUUGGUGGGCGAUGAGACCAGGGAGACUGACAAUGUGACAGUCCUGCCCGAGACUCGAGCGUCCGCUCCCAUCCCCAACCACCCGCCCAACUACACAGACCUGACUGUCGCAGGAAGAGGCGCCUUCAUGCCUCCAACCCACUCCAUGGCCCUUGUGGCCACCCCUGAGGCAGAGCACAAGUCAGACCCUCUCCACGACCCCCUCCACUCCUCCAUGUUCUCCAGCAAUAACAGCAACAACUACCGGCUACCUGUGGGGCAGAAUUGGGCCAACAUGGCCACCGAGCUGCAGUCUAGUGAAGCCAAGCCGUGCACCCCUUGCUUGUCCUCCUCCUCCUCCUCUUCAUGCUCUCUGAGUAACAUGGCGCACCCCAAGGAGCCCCCCCUGGCCUCCUCUGGCGUGAUGACUGAUGGCGAUGCUGAUGGCGAUGAAUCCAGCAGAGGGGGGAAGAGUGAUGCUGGUCGCGACAUCACAACUACCACAGUGGAGAUGCAUGAACCGCCAGUGGUCCCGACCGAUGUCCGCAGGCUAAGCAGGGCGAGUAAGACCAGCAGCAUCAGAGCCAGGCCCGAUGACCUCGCUGUCUAGCCCUCCCACUCCCCCCCCCACACACACACCACCCCCAAAACCUCC